Messenger RNA from Pseudomyrmex gracilis, 3357 nucleotides. RefSeq names its product V-type proton ATPase 116 kDa subunit a-like (gene Vha100-1). NCBI's taxonomy places the organism in Eukaryota, Metazoa, Arthropoda, Insecta, Hymenoptera, Formicidae. Gene Ontology annotation, cellular component: vacuolar proton-transporting V-type ATPase, V0 domain; vacuolar proton-transporting V-type ATPase complex; plasma membrane. Gene Ontology annotation, biological process: vacuolar acidification; proton transmembrane transport. The record is from RefSeq and is a predicted model, not a curated record. The coding region runs from base 180 to 2774 and encodes 864 amino acids. The transcript has 9 exons. Gene Ontology annotation, molecular function: proton-transporting ATPase activity, rotational mechanism; ATPase binding.
GAUUAUUAUUUAUCCGUUCCCACCCACUCCGUUUUUUCCUGAGGAGAGCGCAGUUCCUGGAACACGACAGGGCGGCAAGUGUCCCGGACAGAUCGCUAUCACGGUUCGCUUAUCUUCGGAUAAUCUCAAUGCUCGAAUAAGACCGACUUGACUGACACGUUGUUACUUCCACCGCAAAGAUGGGCUCGCUCUUUCGUAGCGAGGAGAUGACCUUGUGUCAGCUGUUUCUUCAAAGCGAGGCUGCCUAUGCCUGUGUCUCUGAGCUUGGCGAGCUCGGUCUGGUGCAAUUUCGCGAUUUGAAUCCCGAUGUCAAUGCCUUCCAACGAAAAUUCGUCAACGAGGUACGUCGGUGCGACGAGAUGGAGCGCAAGUUGCGCUACUUGGAGAAGGAAAUCAAGAAGGAUGGUAUUCCGAUGUUGGAUACUGGCGAGAACCCGGAAGCGCCGCAGCCACGGGAGAUGAUCGACUUGGAGGCCACCUUCGAGAAGUUGGAGAACGAGUUGAGAGAAGUAAAUCAGAAUGCCGAAGCACUCAAACGCAAUUUCCUGGAGCUAACUGAGCUCAAGCACAUUCUAAGAAAGACUCAGGUCUUCUUCGAUGAGCAAGAGCACGCGGGCUUGAACCCCACCGAGUCCAUGACACGUGCGUUGAUUAGCGAUGAUAAUAUCGCUCGCCAGUCCGCCCUUGGCCCUGUCCAAUUGGGGUACGUACUCCCGUUACACUUCCAUCCUUAUCGUACCAAGUCCCAGGAAUCCGAAGAUUAUAUGAAAUCCUUCGUCGCUGGAGUUAUCCUGAGAGAACGCAUCCCCGCGUUCGAGCGCAUGCUGUGGCGUGCGUGCCGCGGAAAUGUCUUCCUGCGCCAAGCGGAAAUUGAAACUCCUCUGGAGGAUCCUUCGACGGGGGACCAGGUGUACAAAUCGGUCUUCAUCAUCUUCUUCCAAGGCGACCAGUUGAAGACUCGUGUGAAAAAGAUCUGCGAAGGUUUCAGAGCGACUCUGUAUCCUUGUCCGGAAGCGCCAGCUGAUCGAAGAGAGAUGGCAAUGGGUGUCAUGACACGCAUUGAAGAUUUGAAUACUGUCCUAGGACAAACACAGGAUCAUCGUCAUCGCGUUCUAGUGGCUGCCGCGAAGAACAUCAAGAACUGGUUCAUCAAGGUCCGCAAAAUUAAGGCGAUCUAUCACACUCUUAAUCUUUUCAACUUGGACGUAACUCAGAAGUGUCUGAUCGCCGAGUGCUGGGUGCCUGUCUUGGACAUCGAGAUCAUCCAAUUAGCGUUGAGACGCGGAACGGAGCGCAGCGGAAGUUCUGUACCGCCUAUCCUGAAUCGCAUGGAGACGUUCGAAGAUCCGCCAACAUAUAAUCGCACAAACAAGUUCACGAAAGGCUUCCAGGCAUUAAUCGACGCGUACGGAGUCGCCUCUUAUCGUGAGAUGAAUCCUUCGCCCUACACCAUCAUCACAUUCCCGUUUCUGUUUGCAAUAAUGUUCGGCGACACCGGCCACGGUCUCAUAAUGUUCUUGUUUGGCGGAUGGAUGGUACUGAAGGAAAAACCACUGGCAGCUAAGAAAAGCGACAACGAGAUCUGGAACAUCUUCUUUGGCGGUCGUUAUAUCAUCUUUCUUAUGGGUCUGUUUUCAAUGUAUACGGGUCUUAUUUACAACGACAUAUUCUCAAAGUCGCUCAACAUCUUUGGCUCCAACUGGAUGGUGAACUACAAUCGUAGCACCGUCCAGACAAACAAGGAUCUAACGCUGAAUCCCAGUUCCAUCGACUACAUCGAUUAUCCUUAUCCAUUUGGCAUGGAUCCAGUGUGGCAAUUGGCCGAGAACAAAAUCAUCUUUCAAAAUUCGUACAAGAUGAAAAUCUCUAUUAUUUUCGGCGUGAUACACAUGCUGUUCGGUGUGAUGGUCGGACUGUGGAACCACAUGUACUUCAAAAGGCGUCUGAACAUCACCUGCGAAUUCGUACCGCAAGUGAUUUUCCUCAUGGCGUUGUUCUUUUACAUGGUGAUACUCAUGUUCGUCAAAUGGAUUAAAUAUGGACCGAAGAACGAUUUAAUCGAAGGUCCUGGCUGCGCGCCCUCAGUACUUAUCACUUUUAUAAACAUGGUUCUCUUCAAGCCCGCUGCGAAAGUCGGCCAGUGCGAUCCUUACAUGUACGGCGGUCAAAGCGGUUUACAGAAAUUCCUGGUAGUCGUGGCUGUGCUUUGUAUACCGUGGAUGCUGCUGGCGAAGCCAAUCUUGACGAUGCGCAAUCAGAAGAAGCAGCACUAUCAGCUUAACAAUCACGGCGCCGAAAACGGCGAUGUGGAAACUAGUAUGGGAGCGUUGCAGCAGAGUGGAGGCGUCGUUCAGAGCGGCGGUGGUCACAAGGACGAGGACGAGAACACAAUGGAAAUGUUCAUUCAUCAGGGCAUACACACUAUUGAAUAUGUCCUUGGUAGCGUGUCGCAUACCGCUUCCUAUUUGCGAUUGUGGGCGUUGUCUCUCGCUCACGCCCAGCUGUCCGAGGUGCUGUGGAACAUGGUGAUGAGAAACGGUCUGGCGAGAGAAGGUUGGGACGGCGGCAUUGUUCUCUACGCUGUCUUCGCCUUUUGGGCGGUACUCACUGUAGGAAUCCUUGUGCUCAUGGAAGGUCUUUCGGCAUUCCUGCACACGCUUCGGUUGCAUUGGGUGGAGUUCCAAAGCAAGUUCUACGCUGGUUUGGGCUACAGCUUCCAACCGUUCUCUUUCGAAGUCAUCCUCGAUGCUGCCCAAGCGACUACUGAGGAUUAAAAUAAUUACUCUUUAACUAACAAUUCGUCAUUAUUAUUAUCUGUAUCAAUAUGAGGAUGUGAUCAGUCCACCAAUCCGCUUGAAACAAGUCAGUUAUAUAACUAGAAAGAUAGAGAACAAAAUGUCUCUAUAAAUAAAAAAUUAUACUCGUAGAUUAAGUUAUUGAUGGACAAAAAUACAAAUUAUUCCCCCACAUCUCUUAUGUAGUUUACGCAAACGAGCAGCGCUUUGAUCGAUAAGAUUAUAAGAUUUAUAAUGCGAGAUGAUGACGAGAAAAUAAGUCUCGAUAAAUUUUUUUUUCUCAUCUGGUAACAUGUAAAUAAGAUGUAUAUUGAAUAUUUGAAACUUUUUUCUUUGAGUGUGUAAAAUGUGUGGCAAUUAUACGUAGAUCUCUCUUUUGUCAUUAUCUAAUAUUAAAAGUCUCAGCAGUUUUACGAAUUGCAGUUGCUGUUUUACGCGAUCUAUACGAAAGUUCUCGUUACACAUUGUAGAGCCUGUAGAUCUGGAAACAAAUGUAUAUCGCAUAGACGAUCGAUGUUGUUCAGAAUAUCGUUAUGUAAUAAAGAAUGUGGCAUAUGAUUGA